AUGCAGUCACUACCCUCAGGACCGUGCUACCUGCGGUGGAAACUCCUCGCGCUUCUGUUUGUUUUGGCGGCGCUGACGUCGAAGGGCCGCGCCUGCCCGAGAUCAUGCGCGUGCUACGUCCCCACCGAGGUUCACUGCACUUUCAGAUACCUGACCGCAAUACCGCGCGAGAUUCAGCCGGUUGUGGAACGAAUUAACCUGGGAUACAACAGCUUAACAGUGUUGAGAGAAAAUGAAUUUGCCGGCCUGGAACAUCUGGACCUGUUGAUGCUUCACAGUAACACCAUCAGUAAUAUUGAAGACCGCGCUUUCAAUGACCUCAAGUCUUUGCAAGUGCUAAAGAUGAGCUACAACAAAGUGAAAGAGAUCAACAAGGACACGUUCAGUGGUCUUCACGGUUUGGUGCGACUCCACAUUGACCACAACCAAAUCGAAUUCAUCAAUCCGGAGGCCUUCUACGGUCUGACCAAGCUGCAGCUGGUCCACCUGGAGGGCAACCAGCUGCAGCAGCUUCACCCAGACACCUUCGUCACGCUCCGCCACAGCCAGGUGUUCAAGAUGUCCUCGGUGAAGAGCGUCUACCUGUCCGACAACGCCCUCACCAGCAUACCGGCCGACCUGUUCGCAGGCUGUUAUCAGCUGGAGAACGUGUAUCUCCACGGAAACCCGUGGUCUUGUGACUGCCGCAUGGACUGGCUGAGCGAGUGGGCUGAAAAGAACCCUGGUGUGCUGAAAUGCAAACGCGACAAGAAGCCCUCUCAAAGGCCAGCAUGCCCCGUGUGUGCCUCGCCAGCUCCUGCCCGCGGGAAAGGCCUGACUCAGCUAGCGCGCGACGACUUCACCUGCGCCAAGUCCUGGAUCCACCCUUACCUGAAGCAGCGGAACCUGACUCUGGGCGAGGACGACUACACCCCGGUCUCGGCCAAGGACUUCAUCGCCCCCAUCGGAACGCUGCAAAUGAAUGUGACGGACGAGGUCCACAACGACGCCACCUUGACCUGCGUUGUCCAGAGGCCCUCUGGGGUGGAGAACCUGAACCUGACGCAGACGGGGGACGAGGAGGACGUCACCGUGCUGAGGGCGACCAUCAGCACGUCGCUGGUGUGUAACAUCGACUACGACCAGAUCCAGCAGCUGUGGCGAGUUUUGGCCACGUACAGCGACAUGCCCAUGAGACUGGAACGGGGACUGCUGCUGUCAAUGUCACCGGAGAUGACCUACAAAUACCGACAGGCCCAGCUGCCGGACGAGGACAUUUACACUGAGGUUGAAGCAGAUAUCAAAGCCAAUCCGGCAUGGCUACUUCAAGGACAGAUUAACCUGCAGCUGGACCGAACAACCACUACAUUCUCCACACUUCACAUUAGGUACUCGUCAUCUGUCCAGUUGCGCGUGGACAGCAGAAACCUCCGGAGAGACAGGUACAGCUGGACGAUGAUCAAACGGGAUAAUCAGACAAAGACAGAACAUGCUGUUGUAGCUGGCAGUACCGCAGUGCUCAACUGUGAGACAUUUGGAAACCCGAAACCCUCCAUGGAGUGGAUCUUGACGGAUGGCACCAAAAUCCGGGCGCCGUACCACAGUGAUGACCGACGGAUUACAAUCAGCGACUCGGGGAAGCUCACCUUGAGAUCCGUGGACAAUUCGGAUGCUGGUAUUUACCGAUGUAUUGCAACAAACUACUUGGAUGCCGACGUUUUGAUCUUUCGGAUUACAGUUUUGUCUCCCGAUGUGGAGGAGGCGGAGGUGAACGGGGUCCAGCUGACCCGCUCACUGGGCCAAAGCUUGCUCCUGGACUGUGGAUCUACUGGGAACCCUGUAGCUUCCAUUCAGUGGAUUCUUCCCGAUCACUCAGUCUUGGACAAAUCGAGUGGGAACAGACAUGUUUACAAUAACGGCAGCUUGGGAAUACAGUCGCUGACGGAGAGAGACCGAGGGUUUUUCAGAUGUCUGUCCUCGAAUUACCUCGGGGUCGAUUUGUUGACGUCCCAAGUGAGUAUUACCGACGAGGGGACAAAGCAAGUGCAAAUAAUAGAUUCCGAAGGCUCAGGGCUCGAUGAGAUUGAUUCCGACGCAGAGGAGACGGAGACGACUCACAGUGGACUUAUUCAUUCCAAGUCGUCUCAACGGACUAACCAGGAGUCCAGGACCAUCACCUCAGACAGGCCGUACCCAAGGUACAAGGCACCGCACACCAGAGGAGGUCAUCGGAGAGGUAGCCCCUUAAGCAGCAGGAGAAAAUGGGGAGGCAGGCGGGUAUUCGAUAAGGGAUCUCGAAGGGUGGAUCCUCAAAAAUUUGCAGAGUUCAUGAAGAAAGCCCAGUCUGGCCAGACAACAAACAAUGAGAUAGGGAAAACCGAUGAGGAACGGGGAAGCACCAAAACAGAUUUGGGGCUCUCUGGAGACGGGGAUGUGGGUUCAGGAGAGGGUUUUUCUGAGGAUCAAAUUAUCGCGAUGCCAAAUGGUGAGGUGACAAUCACAGAAAUGCCAGAAACCAACCAGUAUGGCGCAGUAAUAACAAAGGAAUCAGAGAACAGUCAGGGUAGUGUGAUGACAACCACAGAUACUUAUGUGAAUUUAUAUGACAACCAGGAUGGACACAUGACAACCACUGAGUCUGAGAUCUCAAGAAUACGAUUCCCAGAUCUCAGUGUCACCACUAGCACUUAUGAAAUUCAAAGAGACGAAACAACACCAUUUAAAAACAAACUCACUUACUCCAGGGGAUUCAGUGACAAUAGACAGUAUACUUAUCAGACAAGACCUAACGACUCGUUUAAGCGACCUGUCACACUUAAGCUUACGGUGACUGAUUCCACAGACGAGAUGCAGGUCAUGUUCUCAGGUGACACACCUGAGUCUUCGACUGAGGGAAUGUCUGUAGUCAACGGCCAGAACCCACAUGUCACUCCGAUGAUGGAUGGGGUGGCUCAGAGACUGAAGCCAGUUGUUCACACAUCCUCUGACCCCGACAGCCAGACUACAUUCACAGCUGUGACCACAACAGAACGCGAGCAAGAUGAAAUCACCUUUCACACUACUCAGAGGAUCAAGUCUCACCGCCUUCCGGCUGGAUCCACCAUCAUCUCACGACAACAGAUACAAAUAAUACCCCCCAACAGGAGGAGGCCAGGACGGAGGCGCAACUUCCCCAACAGGCGAAGAAUAAUUCGACCAAACAAGAUCACAGACAUCCAGUCCUACCUUGAUAAAUUCAAGAAACCUUCAGUCUCACAGAAGGGGGCAGCCACAGUGCCAUAUUCAGUAGAGAUAACCACAGAUUGUGGAGAUUGUGGUGACCAAACAGUGCCGAGGCCAGUAUCAAAGUCCCACUCAGGAGGCGUGUCGCGGCCACUGUACACACACUUCUGGGAGGAAGAGAUCUCCGUCGUGUCCUCCCCGUCUGGAACCAAGGACUCAGAUGACGUAGAUUGGAGAGUCCCAUUGUAUUUCACCACCAGUCGGCCGAGGGAAUACACCACGUCACGGCCCACCACCGCCUCCAGAACCACUCCAUCGUCACGGCAGUAUGGAACCCCGCGGUCUCGAGUGCAGACCGGUAGAGAUAACAGAGUGUACGUCAAUGGCAGAGUGCCCCCUCGCAGAUACGGGCAUUCCCCAACACACAGACCUCCGGUUAGACCAGUGAGGCCCACCAUGCCUGUCAUCACACAGGGAUCUAAGAGGAGGCCAGAAGCAGAACGAACCUUGACCUCUGUUGUCACGACAACAGAGCUCCCAACAGAGCCGGAAUACACCCACAGGCCCUCCCUUUAUGACUACGACGACAUCGACAACACGUACGACCACCAGGCCAAAGAGUACGACACAACAACGUCCGUUACCACGAAGCCAUCCACGGAGCCGUCCACGGAGGAUGUGCCGACCAAGCCGAGGAUUGUGGGGGGCAACGCUGCCAGCUUCACGGUGCUGUCGAACUCCGACGCCAUCCUGCCGUGUGAGGUGGAGGGCAACCCUCCACCCUCCGUCAGCUGGAGACGCUUCUCCCCCAGCGCAGGAAACACACUGACCAUAAGGGGAAAGAUGGGCAAGUUCGAGGUAUUCCAAAAUGGAACUCUGUACAUCCAGGAUGCAAAUGUAAAGGACCGAGGCCAGUACCUCUGUUUAGCCGAGAACGACUACGGCUCGGACAAGCUCAUCGUCACCCUGUCGGUGGUGGCGUACCCGUCGCGCAUCCUCGAGCCCAAGGUCCGAGACAUCAAGGUGCAUUCUGGGAAUACCGUCGAGAUGAACUGCAAGACAGAGGGUCGGCCCACGCCUCUGGUCUCGUGGAUCCUGGCCAACCGGACGCAGGUGAGAGGCCAGGACGCCGCCGCCCACGGACGAGUCUCGGUCACGCCGGAGGGGACGCUGGUCCUCCGCCAGGUGUCCGUGUACGACCGCGGCCACUACAAGUGCAUCGCCAGCAACGCCGCCGGCCUGGACACGGCCACCGUGCGCCUGCAGGUCAUCGCAGCGCCCCCCGACAUCCUGGAGGAGAAACGGCAGCAGCUCAAAGUCCGCUCGGGGGACAACCUGUGGCUGCCGUGCACGGCGAAGGGCACCCCCCAGCCCACUGUGCACUGGGUCCUCCCCGACGCGUCGGUGGUUCACCCGCAGCGCUACGGCAACCAGAGGUCCUCGGCGUUCGCCAACGGAACUCUCCUCCUGACAGGCGUGACGACGGCAGACAGCGGCGUGUUGGAGUGCAUCGCCAACAGCCCCGCCGGCUCGGAGAGACGAGUGGUCACCCUCACCGUGGAGACCGCGCAGACUCCUCCGCAGAUCGUAGAGGUGUCCCAGAGGAGAACGGACCUCGAGUUUGGGGAUCAACUGCGGCUCAACUGCUCCGCCACCGGGGACCCCAAACCCAAGAUCAUGUGGAGACUCCCGUCCAAGGCAGUGGUUGACCAGUGGCACAGGAUGGGCAGUCGGCUUCAGGUCCUGGACAACGGCACUCUCAUCAUCGACUCCGUCAACGACAAGGACGCCGGGGAUUACAUCUGCGUCGCCCGUAGCGACCUCGGCGACGACCUGCAGCUCCUGAAGGUCGGCGUGUCCAUGAAGCCGGCGAAGAUCGAGACCAAGGCCUACGGCAAGAAGCAGGUGCCGUACGGCAAAGACCUGCAGGUGGACUGCAAGGCGUCCGGCGCCCCCAUGCCGGAGAUCUCCUGGGGGCUCCCCGACGGGACGGUGGUGAACGGGGCGCUGCAGGCCGACGGCACCAGGAGAGGGCGCACUAGGCGCUUCGUCCUCUUCGACAACGGGACGUUGUACCUGAACAAGGUGGGCAUGGCGGAGGAGGGCGACUACACGUGCUACGCCGAGAACACCGUGGGCAAGGACGAGAUGCACGUGCACAUCACCGUGAUCACGGCGGCGCCCCGCAUCCGCACGCCCAGCACCACCUACGCCAGGGUGACCCCGGGGGGAAACGUCCGCUUCGACUGCGAGGCCGUCGGAGAACCCAAGCCCAAGAUUCUGUGGAUGCUGCCGUCCAACGACAUGAUCGCGGCGUCCAACGAGCGAUAUCUGAUGCACGUUAACGGGUCCCUCGACAUCCGUGACGUCAAGCUCGUGGAUGCGGGAGAAUAUGUCUGCAUGGCUCGGAAUACUGCGGGAGAUGACAGUAAGGUCUACAAGCUGGAUAUCGAUGGAAACCCACCUGUUAUCAAUGGAUAUUAUCAAAACAGGACGGUGAUUAAAGAGACCGCCGCCAAAUACUCGAGGAAGUUCAUCGACUGCAAAGCUGUCGGGAACCCUCCGCCGAAGAUCACGUGGAUUAUGCCCGAUAACAUUUUCCUCAAAGCUCCGUACUACGGGAGCAGGAUUAACGUGCACCACAACGGCACUCUGGAGAUCCGCAACGUGCGGCCGACCGAUUCGGCCGAGUUCAUCUGCAUGGCGCGCAACGACGGCGGGGAGGCCGUCAUGGUGGUCCAGCUGGAGGUCACCACCAUGCUGCGGAGGCCGAUCUUCAAGAACCCCUUCAACGAGCGCGUGGUGACCCACAUGGGCAAGACCACCGUGCUGAACUGCUCGGCCGACGGUCACCCGCCACCCGAAAUCACCUGGACGCUCCCGAACGGGACUCGUCUGUCCUCCGCAGAGUCGGAGCGCGGCGCGCAGCAUCACCUCAGCGGCGACGGCACCUUCAUCAUCUACAACCCGAGCAAGACGGACGCCGGGAAGUACCGCUGCUCCGCCAAGAACAGCGUGGGCUACAUCGAGAAGCUGCUCGUGCUGGAGGUGGGCCAGAAGCCGUACAUCCUGACGCGGCCGCGGGGGGUGAUACGGGCCGUGGCGGGCGACCCGCUGUACCUGCACUGCCUGGCCGACGGCCUGCCUCGACCCAGCAUCUUCUGGUCGCUCCCGGGCGGCCUCGCGCUGACCCGGCCGCAGGCCACCGGCCGCUACCACCUGAUGGAGAACGGCACGCUGCUGAUCCGGGACGCGGUGCUGCACGACCGCGGGAACUACCACUGCCGGGCCAGGAAUUCCGCCGGCGACGCCGUGCUCACGGUCCCCGUGGUGAUAGUCGCGUUCCCGCCCCGGAUCACCACAGGGCCCCCCGCCACCGUCAGAGCCGUCACGGGGGUCCCGCUGAAGCUCAACUGCCUCGCCACGGGGCUCCCGACUCCCGAGAUCACCUGGGAGCUCCCGGACCGGUCAGUGCUGUCCACGGCGGCGAAGGGCCGGCCAUCGGGCAGCGAGAUGCUCCACCCACAGGGAACCCUGGUGAUCCAGAAACCCACCAACGCAGACUCGGGCGCCUACAAGUGCUUUGCCAAGAACCACCUUGGCACGGACACCCGGAUCACAUACGUCAGGGUUAUAUGAGACUGUGUGUAAGGGGAGCGCAAAGUACAAAGGUACGAAAGACAUUUGACUUUAGAGCCCCUGCAAAAAUUGCCUUGCAUCAAUAUUUACCUGCAAGGGCUGUUUCCAUCUGCAACUCAUGUGGAAUAUAUGAGACUUGUUACAGCAAUGAGGCACGAAACAGGAAGUCCGUCGUUGAGACUGGUGAGGCCAAGAGCCGAUGGAUUGCCCUUCAGAGUUCAGGAUCCGUUCCUUGGCCGGGCAUGCAGUAAUUGUGAGGUGUUAUUUUAAUUGGAACGACUCACAGGUCUGGAAAGCCAACAGUGGCUCCGGGUUUACUGUUUCAGAACAAUGUAUGAGUCAGUUUAGCCUUACAGCAAACGCUACACACACAUAGAGGGCCUGCCCUUAACCCGGUCAUAGUCAGGGAUACUAUUACCACAACAACAGAGAAUGAGUGAGAUCCUCGGGGAAUCCUCUCUCAGGAUUUGGUCCAUGCACAACCCACACACAGUGGCAGAGUGAUGAUGUCACCAGCACUGGCUGAGAGCCUGAUGGGAGGAGCCAAGCUGCACCAGAUCGCCUGUGGUCCCUAUGCGGCCCUACAAAGCAAAAAGGCAGUAACUGCAUUUUUGGUCGAAUUUUUAUUUUAUUUUAUUUUUUUAUAAUUUUCAUGACAUUAAAGUUCUUAUGAAGAUUGAUAUUUGCCAAAAAUAAGUUAAAGUCAAGUAACACAACCUCCACAUGUCCAACAAUUCACCUACAAUUACUUAGGCUGGACAACAGGAUAACUUUAAGGUCAUUUUCUUCAGUUCGCACUCUGCGUAGUCACUGCCUUUUUGCUUUGUUACAAGCUAAGCCAUUACAUUAUCCAGACAGUAUACAUAUUUUUGCAGUUUUAACACUGGAUUGAUAUAUUUUGCUACCAAGAUAAACACAUUUGCACCAUAAUAGGUUGGCAUAUAAAAUGUUAUUAAAAAGGAUAAGGCUUCGUCUGUAAUGUAAUGCAGUUGUGGGUCUGAGGAUGAGAGUAUAAAAGAUUUGACUGCUUUUUAUUUAAAUGUGUCUAAGUCAAAGUGCAUUUUUACAAUUAUAUUAUCCCUUUCUCGGAAUACAUGAACACACUUUUACUUUGUAAGUAAUAAUAUGCAAGUGUCAUGGAAAUACUACAUAUCCUAACAACAAUAAAUAUUGUUUUGAGGGUACA
Sardina pilchardus (European sardine) is the source of this 8026-nucleotide messenger RNA. It is a transcript of the gene igsf10, whose product is annotated as immunoglobulin superfamily, member 10. Bases 1 to 6840 code for a protein of 2279 amino acids. Lineage: Eukaryota; Metazoa; Chordata; Actinopteri; Clupeiformes; Clupeidae. The record is from RefSeq and is a predicted model, not a curated record. The transcript is spliced from 8 exons. Gene Ontology annotation, molecular function: protein binding.